Molecule: messenger RNA, 1571 nt
Organism: Cornus florida
Lineage: Eukaryota; Viridiplantae; Streptophyta; Magnoliopsida; Cornales; Cornaceae
Product: probable serine/threonine-protein kinase PBL21
Exons: 5
Coding region: 1-1152 (383 amino acids)
Biological process (GO): protein phosphorylation
Molecular function (GO): ATP binding; protein kinase activity
Source: RefSeq, a predicted model, not a curated record
AUGGGUUGCUUUUCUUGGAUGUUUAGACUCAAAUUCAAGAAUGUAAAAAGGAUUGGAGACAGGGGAUCCAGUUCGUGCCAUUCUGUGGUUUCCUCAGGGCAUGUGAGGAACAAUACAGUCAAGGGUAAGGAUAAGGAUAGUGCAACACUAUGCUUCACAUUUCGGGAACUCGCAUCCGCUGCUGGGAACUUUUCAGAGGCUCAGAUUGUUGGGGAAGGGGGCUUUGGAAAGGUUUAUAAAGGCCGGCUAAAAUCAGGCCAGCUUGUCGCGAUUAAAUGUCUUAAUCCCGACAGCCAGCAAGGAAGCCAAGAGUUCUUAGUUGAGGUACUUAUGCUAAGCCUCUUGCAACAUACUCAUCUUGUCAACCUACUGGGCUAUUGUGUUGAUGGAGACCAACGGAUCUUGGUGUAUGAGUUCAUGCUAAAUGGAAGCUUGGAUGACCAUUUGUUUGACGUGGAUCCUGACAACAAUCCACUUGAUUGGAAUACAAGGAUGAAAAUUGCAGUUGGUGCUGCUAAGGGCCUCAAAUAUCUUCAUUGUGAUGCAGAUCCACCAGUUAUUUAUCGAGACCUAAAAUCUGCAAACAUAUUGUUAGAUAGUGACUUCCAUCCUAAGCUUUCAGAUUUCGGGCUUGCUAAAUUUGGACCCUUAGGUGACAAAACUCAUGUUUCUACUCGGGUGAUGGGAACCCGUGGAUACUGUGCACCAGAGUAUGCCAAGACUGGAAAACUGACUACCAAAUCUGAUAUAUAUAGCUUUGGCGUUGUUCUGCUGGAAUUGAUCACUGGACGAAUGGCACUUGACUUGAGCAGACCCCAUUCCGAACGUGACCUGGUCACUUGGGCUCGGCCUUUCUUCAGGGAUAAGAAGAAAGCUCUUCGGCUGGUUGAUCCUUUGCUGAGUGGCUGCAUUCCUACCCGCUAUGCCCAUUCUGCAAUAUUUGUUGCUGAAAAGUGUCUCCAUGAUUUGCCUUGUAAGCGUCCUGACAUUUGUGAUAUUGUUGAAGCACUUGAGUACAUCGCCUGCAAAUCCUAUGAGCAAGAAGUGCCGAUUGUUCCCAGCCGUGACCUCGCCUGCAAAUCCUAUGAGCGAGAAGUGCAGACUGUUCCAGGCCAUGACCUCAUUCAAAGCGAAUUAGCAUGCAAUUUCUAGUGCCCACGGCCACCAUUGCGCUGCCUGAAUGUCAUCACCACCUUCAGUUGCACCAAUGGCAGCAGCAUUUUUGGCCAUUUUUUUACUAGUUGCCAGAACUCGUUGCCACGAAUCCAGUUCAGAGUUCUCAUGAACAUAUUUUCCGUUUAAAUUUGCAAUGUACAUACAUUUUUAGUUGAAAAAAGUAGUACGGGCAGUGUAAAUGGAUUAUUUGCCAUCAGUAUUUAUAAAGGUAAUAGAGGUUUGAGUUCCAUUUUUUGCUGUUGUGUUGAGUGCCAAAUCACAAUCACUCCAUUUUUAUUUUUUCAAUGAAAGAAUCAACGUUAUAAAUUUUUUUUAUUUAUUUUUCCCCUUCAGAAAUUCAAACAAUUAAUAAAUUAAGAAUUAAUAUGUACACGAUUGGGCCCAAGUUGGGCGAC